This is a messenger RNA of Talaromyces marneffei, 753 nucleotides long. RefSeq lists its product as uncharacterized. Lineage: Eukaryota; Fungi; Ascomycota; Eurotiomycetes; Eurotiales; Trichocomaceae. Bases 1 to 753 code for a protein of 250 amino acids. The transcript has a single exon. The record is from RefSeq and is a predicted model, not a curated record.
AUGAAGAACCAAAUCCUCGCAGCGGCCGGUCUGCUCUUCACCACCGCCCUCGCCCAAAACGAAAUCUCCAGCGGCAGCGGGUUCGGAACAUACUACUACGACGUCGCCAACGCCAACCAAUGCUACACCGACUUGUCAAGCGCCAACAAGGGCCAGGUUGAAUGCAGUCUUACCCAGGUCUGGACCUUGGAGAACGUCAACUCCGAUUACUUGGUUGCCAUGAACCACACGCAACUCGUCGGAGAUAUGGGAAAAUACUGCGGCAAGAGGGUCAUUGUCUCUGUGAAUGGCGUGCCAUCUGAGAUGCCUCUCUUUAUCGGUGACGGAUGUGAGCGUUGCGCCCUGGGGUCACCUUCAUCGAAUGUCUGGUCACCCGGCGGUGCCCCUGGAUUGGAUUUCAGCUACUCCGUCGCUGAGAAAUUGUCAUCUCAGGCCUGUGAUGCCGGGCACAUUGAGAUUACAUGGGAGAUUGUCGAUGAGUUGGUCUACCAGUUUGACUAUAAUGGAAGUGGCCGUUCUCAGGGAUUCGUUGGCUCAGUCCCUACCGGCCCUUCAAAACCUACCACAACUACUGCUCCUCCUGCUCCUACUCCUACUAACACGAGCAGCGGACCGUGCUCCAACAAUGCAUGGCAAUGCACUCCUGAUGGCACUUCACUCGAGCAGUGCAUUAACAACCAGUGGGUUAUCCGGGCGGUCUGCUCGAAUGGAAUGAGAUGCCAUGGUACCGACAACCCUUACUGCAACUACUGA